AUGUCAGGCGGAGGACAAUCUCUUGGAGGAAACCAAAACAGCGAGCCUCUACCUGCUGGAUGGGGCCGGCCAUCUGCACCUCGUGUGGGUCGGGUUGGAGACUGGAGUGGGACUAACGACUCUGGCAGGAACUCCUCAUCCUCAUCUCGAGGUGGAUUUGGAAGUCUUUCGAAUCUUCCCACAUCUGGUGGUCCCAGGAUGCCAGGAGGACCACAGGACGACGACGACGACGCCGAUGAGAACAAAGAGGGUGAGAACUGGUUUGCAGGUGGCGAGCGGAGUGGCAUUUCAGUGCAGAACCCUAACUCUGCCGGUGCUCGUCCUGGUGGGCGCCUCGUGAGAGAUAUCUUGAGGCAGGCUGCGGAGGGUGGGAUGGCACCUCCACCUGAUGCCCGCAGAGCAGCUGGACCUUUCAGUGGCGGCGGGCAUACACUUGGAAGUGACGAAGUGGAGAGCUCGUACGUCCCGGAUCCGACUGCGGAAGAUGACGAAGGUGACAUCGUUGUCCGGCACCUGCACCUUUGGAGAGACGGGUUCAGCCUCGAGGAUGGACCACUGAUGCGAUAUGACGAACCCGGUAACCAAGAGCUUUUGAGAUCCAUCCAGCAAGGUACUGCGCCCAUAUCCUUCAUGGACGUCACACCUGGGCAACGUGUCAACCUCAACGUGGCAACCCGGCUUAGCGAGGAAUAUGUGCCCCCCAAGAGGGGAAACUUUUCAGGAUCUGGACAGAGGCUUGGUGCACCAAUUCCUGCUGUUACUACCUCUGGUGCAGCACCUUUAAUGCCAGGAUCAUUUCCGUCUGGCAGCAGCAGUGCUGUUGGUGCCAGUGACAGUGUCGAGAGGCACAGUAUUAACACCCGCUUUGAGGUCGACCAGAGGCAGCCUACUACGAGUGUGCAGAUUCGUCUGGCAGAUGGCACGCGUAUGCCGUGCAGGAUGAACCUCACACAUACCGUUGGUGAUCUUCGCUCGUUCAUCAAUGCUUCUCGUCCCGAGAAUCUGUCACGCUCGUACACGAUUGGAACGACAUUCCCUAAUCGUACCUUGGAAGAUGACACUCAAACAAUCGAGGGUGCUGGACUAGCUAACAGUGUUGUUGUUCAACGGUGGGUUUGA
Suillus subalutaceus is the source of this 1119-nucleotide messenger RNA. RefSeq lists its product as uncharacterized. The coding region runs from base 1 to 1119 and encodes 372 amino acids. The record is from RefSeq and is a predicted model, not a curated record. Gene Ontology annotation, molecular function: ubiquitin binding. Gene Ontology annotation, cellular component: cytosol; nucleus. NCBI's taxonomy places the organism in Eukaryota, Fungi, Basidiomycota, Agaricomycetes, Boletales, Suillaceae. The transcript has 7 exons. Gene Ontology annotation, biological process: proteasome-mediated ubiquitin-dependent protein catabolic process; Golgi organization; autophagosome assembly.